This is a messenger RNA of Sparassis crispa, 213 nucleotides long. RefSeq lists its product as hypothetical. Gene Ontology annotation, biological process: regulation of DNA-templated transcription. The record is from RefSeq and is a predicted model, not a curated record. Gene Ontology annotation, molecular function: DNA-binding transcription factor activity, RNA polymerase II-specific; zinc ion binding. The transcript has 4 exons. Lineage: Eukaryota; Fungi; Basidiomycota; Agaricomycetes; Polyporales; Sparassidaceae. Gene Ontology annotation, cellular component: nucleus. Bases 1 to 213 code for a protein of 70 amino acids.
AUGAGUGCACAAGCGAGCACGAGCCAGAAUCCCCACGAACAUACCGACUCUGAGGAUGAGUACGACACUCCCAGAACCCCUCGUCGUACUCCUAUGGCUUGUCAAUUUUGCCGAGGCCGCAAACUGAAGUGUGAUGGCCGCCAGACUUGCUCUAAUUGUAAUCGUCGAGGUAUACCGUGUACCUAUGUCCCAGUCGGACAAACUCCGAAAUAA